AUGUCUGGAAACUGCUGUUCUAGGAAAUGCCCCUCAGUGCCAGCCAUCUCCCUUUGCUCCACUGAGGUGAGCUGCAGAGGUCCUGUUUGCUUGCCCAGUUCCUGCCGGAGCCAGACAUGGCAACUGGUGACUUGUCAAGAUAGCUGCGGAUCAUCCAGCUGUGACCCACAAUGCUGUGAGCCCUCCUGUUCUGCGAGCAGCUGUGCCCAGCCUGUGUGCUGUGAGACCACCAUCUGUGAGCCUGCCUGUUCCGUAAGCAGCCAUGCCCAGCCUGUGAGCUGUGAGGCUACCAUCUGUGAGCCUGCCUGUCCCGUGAGCAACUGUGCCCAGCCUGUGAGCUGUGAGGCUACCAUCUGUGAGCCUGCCUGUCCCGUGAGCAACUGUGCCCAGCCUGUGUGCUACAAGGCCACCAUCUGUGAGCCUGCCUGUCCUGUGAGCAGCUGUGCCCAGCCUGUGAGCUGUGAGGCUACCAUCUGUGAGCCCUCUUGCUCUGUGAGCAGCUGUGCCCAGCCUGUGAGCUACAAGGCCACCAUCUGUGAGCCUGCCUGUCCUGUGAGCAGCUGUGCCCAGCCUGUGUGCUGUGAGGUCCCUCCUGGCCAACGAGUCUUCUGCGUACCCUCUUCCUGCCAGCCCAUCCUCUGCAAACCCAGCUACUGCCAGCCAGUGAUCUGUGAGCCCAGUUGCUAUCAGCCCGUGUCCUCCGGUGUCAGAUGCUGUCCAUCUGUCUGCUCUGUGGCCAAUAGCUGCCAGUCUGCCUGCUGCGACUCCAAUUCUUGUGAGCCAUCUUGCUCAGAGCCCAGCAUCUGCCAGUCGGCCACACGUGUUUCUCUGCUCUGUGAGCCCAUCUGUGUCCGUCCGGUCUGUUGUGUUUCAAGCCCUUGUGAGCCACCUUGUGUCUCCAGCACUUGCCAAGAGCCCUCUUGCUGUGUCUCCAGCAUCUGCCAACCCAUCUGCUCUGAGCCCAGCCCCUGCUUACCAAGUGUCUGUGUGCCCAGGCCAUGUCAACCUACCUGCUAUGUAGUCAAGCGCAGUCGGUCCAUCUCCUGUGAGCCUCUGUCCUGCCGACCUCUCUCCGGCCGCCCGGGGUCUUCUGCAUCUGCUGUCUGCCAGCCAACUUGCUCGCGAACUUUCUACAUACCCAGCUCUUGCAAACAACCCUGUACUACUUCAACCUCCUACCGCCCGAUUUGCCGCCCAAUCUGCUCUGGACCCAUCACCUAUAGGCAGCCAUAUUUGACAUCCAUCUCCUACCGCCCGGCCUGCUACCGCCCAUAUUACUCCAUCCUGCGCCGUCCAGCCUGCGUCACUUCUGUCCCUUACCGCUCGGUCUGCUCCCACUUGCCUUGUGCUGACUCCUGCAAACGGGAUUGCAAAAAGUCCACUUCCAGCCAACUGGAUUGUGCUGACUCAACUCCUUGCAAGACGGAGGUCUCAGAGGCCAGUCCCUGCCAGCCCACUGAGGCCAAGCCCACCAGCCCCACCACCCACGAGGCUGCAGUCAGCCAGCCUGCUGCCACCAAGCCUACCAACUGCUGA
Messenger RNA from Budorcas taxicolor (takin), 1536 nucleotides. RefSeq names its product keratin-associated protein 16-1. Lineage: Eukaryota; Metazoa; Chordata; Mammalia; Artiodactyla; Bovidae. Gene Ontology annotation, cellular component: keratin filament. The record is from RefSeq and is a predicted model, not a curated record. The coding region runs from base 1 to 1536 and encodes 511 amino acids. The transcript is spliced from 2 exons.